This is a messenger RNA of Recurvomyces mirabilis, 1518 nucleotides long. It is a transcript of the gene ENP1, whose product is annotated as snoRNA-binding rRNA-processing protein. The record is from RefSeq and is a predicted model, not a curated record. The coding region runs from base 1 to 1518 and encodes 505 amino acids. Gene Ontology annotation, biological process: rRNA processing. Gene Ontology annotation, molecular function: snoRNA binding. Gene Ontology annotation, cellular component: preribosome, small subunit precursor; nucleolus; cytoplasm. Lineage: Eukaryota; Fungi; Ascomycota; Dothideomycetes; Mycosphaerellales; Teratosphaeriaceae. The transcript is spliced from 2 exons.
AUGCCCAAGACCACACGAUCUAAUUCUGUCUCACGGCAAGAUCGCCGCCAUAAUCCUCUCAGCGAAGAGUAUGCGCCCACACAACCUCUUAAGCAAAAGGCAGGGAAGAAGAGAAAACAGUCGGGCGGCGAGGAUGGCGCACAGGAAGGCUAUGUCGACAGCAAGUCUUCGCGGAACAUUCUGAAAUUAGGAGAGGAGCUAGCAGGUGAAGACGAUGCAGAAAGACUAGCGAAGCGAGCAGCGACAGAAACACCAGUAUUCCAGGGCUUCGGUGGCUUCAGAGACGACCUUACCGACGAUGAUGGGGUGGGGGGAGGAGCCGAAGUGGGCGAAUACGACGACGAAGCAGCCUGGGGCUCAGACGAAGAAGAAGUAGAAGAGAUCGAAGUCGACCCCGAAGACCUCGAAACCUUCAACAAAUUCAACCCCUCCUUCGAUCCCUCCACCCUUCUCCACCCCCGUGAUCCAAACGAAGAAGAACCCCAAGGCCCCGGCACAAACCUCGCCGACAUCAUCCUCGAGAAAAUCGCCCUCCACGAAGCCCAACAACAAGACCCCUCCCCAGCCGCCCCCCCGGUCCGCCAAAUCCUCGGCGGCGGCGACCCAGACGACGCCAUCGAACUCCCCGCCAAAGUCGUCGAAGUCUACACCCAAACCGGUCUCCUCCUCUCCCGCUACAAAUCUGGCAAAUUACCCAAACCCUUCAAGAUCCUCCCCACCUUGCCCCAAUGGGACAUCCUGCUCAGCAUUACGCGCCCGGAAGCCUGGACCCCCAAUGCCGUGUACGAAGCCACGAAACUCUUCACUUCCUCCCGACCCGCGUUGGCGCAGGCGUUCGUGCAGGAUAUUUUGCUGCCGAGGGUGAGGGAGGAUGUGUUGGAGACGCGGAAAUUGAAUGUGCAUCUCUACAAGGCGUUGAAGAAGUCGUUGUAUAAGCCCGCUGCUUUCUUUAGGGGAUUAGUGUUCCCGCUCGUGGCGUCCGGGACGUCGAGGGUGUCGAUCCCCGUCUUGCAUUCUGCUACGGCGUUGUUCAGGCUCUGUGAGAUUGCCGCGGAGCAGAUGAUGGGGGAUGUGGAGGCGGCGGGGGCUUGUAAUAUUUUCAUCCGGACGCUGUUGGAGAAGAAGUACGCGCUGCCUUAUCGCGUGGUGGAUGCGCUGGUCUUCCACUUCCUGCGCUUCCGAGCCGUGCAAGAAAGCCAAGGAGCAACGGGGGGGGAGGACACCGCUAUGAUUGGAGCUGGUGGGGCUGGGGCUAGGGGGCAGAUGGGCAGGAAAGCGGCGGCGGAUCUGAGAUUGCCGGUUUUGUGGCAUCAGUGUCUCCUUGCGUUUGCGCAGAGGUAUAAGAAUGAGAUUACGGAGGAUCAGCGCGAGGCUCUGCUUGAUUUGCUGUUGGUGCGGGGGCAUAGGCAGAUUGGACCUGAGGUGAGAAGGGAACUGCUUGAAGGUAGAGGACGGGGGACCAUGGUUGAGCCGGAGGAUGUGGGGAGGGGGGAUGGGGAUGAUACUAUGAUGAUGUAG